Fusarium graminearum PH-1 is the source of this 552-nucleotide messenger RNA. RefSeq lists its product as uncharacterized. The coding region runs from base 1 to 552 and encodes 183 amino acids. The transcript has a single exon. The record is from RefSeq and is a predicted model, not a curated record. NCBI's taxonomy places the organism in Eukaryota, Fungi, Ascomycota, Sordariomycetes, Hypocreales, Nectriaceae.
AUGACUCCCCAAAAGACUGAAGAACCCCGAGGUUCUCAAGCCAAUGGCACUUCUGCGUCUAACGCUGUCCUUCACGAAUGCAUCUUUUCCUCUGGUCCUAUGUUUGAGGAGCCGGAGCAGAUGAUUGAAGAGCGUCUUGCUUCUGGUGAUCCCCAGUACGAGAAGGCCCUGGGAGAAUGGGAGACUGAAUCCAAGGCCAAAAAGGCAGGGGAGAUUGAUGAGGACCAGGAGUGGCUCGACUUUGUCGAUGACCUUACUGCGACAUGGAAAAACGCCGUCGAAUUGGAGACGAGGGCCUUCGAAGUGCAUGAGAAGGCUUAUGCACAGGAGAAAGAGGCUAUUGGAGAAGAGAAAAAGGCCGCUGAAGCAUUGACAAAACGUGCUGAAGAGGCGAGAAAGGUUGCCAUGGAGGAGAAACAGAAAGCCUUAGAGGAUCUCAAGGCUGCUUUCAAACAUCUUGUUUCCCUUCGCGCAAAGAAGAACGUUCUGCGGGAUGCUUCUUCGAGCGGAACUGCACAAGGCCGAUGCCAGCUAAUGGAUGAAGAGUACUAA